GCACCGCCCAGCAGGUGCAAAGGAGAGGUGUUAGUGCCCCGGAAAGGGGCCAGGCGGCGACCCGAAGGCCAGAAAGGGUCCCUGAGCAGGAGCCAUGGUGUGGCUGCCUCUCUGCUGGCUGUGCAUUCUGGGGACCCUGGCAGGGCUCUCAGCUAUCACAGCCUCCAAUAGCUGUCCAGAGAGGCUCUACCAGGCACAGGCAGGAUUGUGCUGCCAGAUGUGUCAGCCAGGAACAUUCCGAGUGAAGGACUGUGACCGGGAUGGGAAAGCUGCUCAGUGUGAUCCGUGUAUACCAGGGACCUCCUUCUCUCCAGAUCACCACACUCGGCCCCAUUGUGAAAACUGUCGGCACUGUAACUCCGGUCUUCUCAUUCGAAACUGCACCAUCACUGCCAAUGCUGUGUGUGCCUGUCCCAAUGGCUGGCAGUGCAGAGACCAAGAGUGCACCGAGUGUGAUCCUCCUCCAGGCCCCUGGCUGACCACCUGGCCAUCUCAGGCCCCGGACCCACACCCUCAACCCACCCACUUACCUUAUGCCAAAAAGAAGCCAGAGGCCAGGACUUCAGCUGACUUCAGGCAGCUGCCUGUCCCUGCUCUCUCCACCCACUGGCCACCCCAGAGAUCUCUGUGCAGCACAGCGUGUAUCCGCAUCUUUGUGAUCCUCUCAGGAAUGUUUCUUGCUUUCACCCUGGGUGGAGCCCUGUUCCUCCAUCAACAAAGAAAAUAUGGAUCAAACAAAGGAGAAAGUCUAGAGGAGCCAGCAGAGCCUUGUCCGUACAGCUGCCCCAGGGAGGAAGAGGGUUGCACCAUCCCCAUUCAGGAGGAUUACCGAAAACCAGAGCCUGCUUCCUGCCCCUGAGCCAGGUGCAGAGGC
Molecule: messenger RNA, 874 nt
Organism: Nycticebus coucang (slow loris)
Lineage: Eukaryota; Metazoa; Chordata; Mammalia; Primates; Lorisidae
Gene: CD27
Product: CD27 molecule
Exons: 6
Coding region: 95-859 (254 amino acids)
Biological process (GO): positive regulation of T cell differentiation; positive regulation of B cell differentiation; negative regulation of apoptotic process
Cellular component (GO): external side of plasma membrane
Molecular function (GO): protein binding; transmembrane signaling receptor activity
Source: RefSeq, a predicted model, not a curated record